GUUAUUAUUCGUCCGUAUUAUUAUUGCCCGAUUCGGCUUCAACAUCCAAUUCUACAGUCGCCGUUCUUCCACAUCCAGGCCAGGGUUGAAGAGAGUUGAAUUUGAAUAUAUAAAAUGGGAAAGAGGAAGUCGAGGGCUAAACCAGCCCCCAAGAAGAGAAUGGACAAACUUGACACUGUUUUUGACUGUCCUUUCUGCUGUAAUUCAAAGAGUGUGGAAUGCCGGAUUGAUAUGAAGAACUUGAUUGCGGAAGCACAUUGCAAUGAUUGCAAAGAGAGCUAUAGCACAACUGCAACAACUUUGACGGAGGCUAUAGAUGUAUAUAGCGAAUGGAUUGAUGAAUGUGAACGCGUGAACAACCUUGAAGAUGAAGAUGAUUUAAGAUCCUACAAGAGGGGUAGGCAGGAAUUGGAUAAUGAUGACCUCGAAGGAGGAGAAGAAGAAGAAGAAGAUGAUGUAAGACCCUACAAGAUGCCUAGACGGGAACAGGAAGAAGACGAGGACGACCUUGAAGACGAAGAUGAUGUAAGACAGUACAAGCAGCCUAGGCGGCGGGAGUUCCUUCAAGAAGAUGAUGAUGAUCUUCCUAGGCGAGAACAAGUUGAUGAACUUGAAGACGAAGUAGAAGAAGAGUAUGAAUAUGAAGAUGAUGAUGUAGGAAUCCCAAAGAGGCCAUCCGGGCGCCAAGUCAAUGACCCUGAAGACGAAUACGAGGAGGAAGAAGAAGAUGAUUUGUAAGAGCUUUGAAGAAGAUGCCUGCCUGGUACUUGAACUUUAAUUUCUUUCUUUCUCCCCCCCCCCCCCUCCCUCCUUCCAUUAGUUAGUGCUUGUCUGACCAUCCAAUGAAGGUGUUUAUGGAUGUCCUGUUGUAAUUUCAGCAUUUCUAUACUAUUGUUAUCAUGUGACAUAGCAAUAAUACUCCCUCCGGUUCUAAAAACUUUUCAUGUUAUGACUUUUUUAUCAAACAGUGAUACUUUUUAAUCACAAAUUGUGAGAAAAGUAUUUUGAACUAAAAAAAGUCAAAACAUGAAGAAUUUUUAGGAUCGGAGGGAGUAUUAGUAAUAAUUUACCAAACCAUCUGGUUGUUUAUUAGCAUCAAAUACAAUGUAUGUCUGCAUUUGAUUGAUUCUGGAGUUUGCUAGCAAAGUUUCAUGGUA
Cuscuta campestris is the source of this 1157-nucleotide messenger RNA. Lineage: Eukaryota; Viridiplantae; Streptophyta; Magnoliopsida; Solanales; Convolvulaceae. The record is from the annotation of a GenBank genome assembly.